Molecule: messenger RNA, 315 nt
Organism: Zychaea mexicana
Lineage: Eukaryota; Fungi; Mucoromycota; Mucoromycetes; Mucorales; Lichtheimiaceae
Exons: 1
Coding region: 1-315 (104 amino acids)
Source: RefSeq, a predicted model, not a curated record
AUGCAAACAAACAAUUACGUUGAGUCCUGGCAUAACCAGUUGAAGACAUAUUACUUGAAGCGCAAGAGAAUGCAUCGCUUGGACUUACUAGUCCAUAUACUUGUCAAGGACGUUUCAUUCGAUGUCACUGAGGAAAUCAAACGCCUUGUAGCCAACGUUGGCCGUAUAGGUCCAUAUGAGCAUGCUUUGUGCAAACACGAGAUAAAGGCUGAAGCCAUUGACUGCACGGUAUUGCGCGAUAUGGUUCAAGAGUCCUCAUCUAGAGCAAAUCUGUGUUCUUCGUUUUCGGCAGAGCGCGUGGUUUAUACGGUAUAA